Messenger RNA from Canis lupus familiaris (dog), 756 nucleotides. Its product is annotated as zinc finger protein 558-like. Lineage: Eukaryota; Metazoa; Chordata; Mammalia; Carnivora; Canidae. The transcript is spliced from 3 exons. Bases 236 to 718 code for a protein of 160 amino acids. Gene Ontology annotation, biological process: regulation of DNA-templated transcription. The record is from RefSeq and is a predicted model, not a curated record.
UCCCCGGUUGGUAAAGGGUUGUGCUUGGGAAUGUGUGACGACCACCUGGAUGGGAGGAAGGUGCCCUGGGACCCAGUGAAGCUGGGGACUUGAGUGGGGUGGGACAGGCAUGUGCUGGUCGUACUGGUCAGGACAGAAGAGGACAGGUUAUGCCUUCACGUGCCCUGCGCCCAUCACCUGCCAAGCAAAGUGAAGACCCAGGACUGGAGAGCCCACUUGCAUUUUGAAGGAGGACAUGGCGGGCAGGCUGAGGCAGGUUCUUCCUCAGCAGCCGGGAGAGGGAGAGAGACUGGGAAGGCUUCCUGUUUCCCGUUUCUUCCAGAGCCUGGCCUGCGUGCACUGUGGGGACAAGAGCACGAGCAUCCAGGUUCUCUGUCUGAGUCACAGGAUGGCGGCCAUGGUUCUGUCUCCCACCUGCGCUCAGCCUUCCCUGUACUCGGCCUCCCCUCAGAGAGGAUGCGCGGAGGGGGAAGGGUUGGCUCAUGGCUUCCUGACAGGCUGGUUACCGGACUCGGUGACCUUCGAGGAUGUGGCGGUGGAGUUCAGCCAGGAGGAGUGGGCCCUGCUGGACCCUUCUCAGAGAACACUGUACAGAGAUGUGAUGCGGGAAAACUGCAGGAACCUGGCAGUAAGGGUUUGGGGAUUCCCAUUUCUUCCAGAAUCCCCAAACCUCCCAUCUCUAGGUAAGCCUGACCUCAGCCCUGCAUUUAUUUCAUGACCCAAGUAAUAACUCUUUUUUAAAAAUUCAUGUAACAC